AUGCCUUCGACACAGCAGAAUUCGCUCGAAACGAAAUAUUUCACAUAUUCCUCUGGAUAUCUGUGUAACUAUUCUUUGUUUGUCAUCAUCAUCAUCAUUGACAGCAUGAUGUCAGUGUUCAACACCGAUGCUUCACUGCCGUACAACCAUGAUUUAUUUGAAAGCCUUAUUGUGAAGAAAAGAAUAAGGGUGAACGAGGGUUGGCCACCUCUCUGUUUACCCCACUCUGAACUGGGCAUGGAGAACAGCGAUCCAUUGAGCUAUACUGGGGAGUGUCCCCGCGACACUCAUAGAGUCUCUCAUACCAGAGGUCUGACGAACACAAUCUCCUGGCCCUCCAGGUUGGGGGUUGGAACAUGUGGCGACUUGCUCCGUAGAAAUGGUAAUGCAUUUGCAUUUCCCACCAAACACCGCUGCCUUGCGGUUAGGCUUUUGACCCAAAGUCUUUGGUUGAGGACCCUAAUCGUCCUCCUGUCUAGGUGUGGGUGCCCUGGCAGUAUCCCCGCCCUCAAUAGUUUGAAGCUCUCCAUUAAACUAACUAGUCCUUCUGAGGGUUCGGGCAAACCUGUAACGGCACUCAAAGUGAAAACGCAUUCGUUUCAGUGGACAUGGCGGUUCAGGCUAAUCCAGCGUGCACCUUGCAAUCCCGAUUUCAACUCAAGGCAUAGGCAAGGAUGUGCUUUUCUAAGGAGCACCAUUGAGAAGAAAAUUCGAUUCCACCGCAUCCCCAAUCCAGUUUUAACUAACCAAAAUGCUCCUAUUUGUUUGGGAGGGGGCGAGAUGGAUCAGGCCCGUGGUUCGAACCCGACCUCUGGCUCUCGACUUCCCCUGUCUAGGCUUGGGCAACCUGGCAUUAUCCCAGCUCUUGUACUCCCUUCGUGGCAGCUAGGCACCGAAAGGGUGCUACAGCCGAACGAUUUGUUUUGGAUGCAAGUUGCUGAAAACUUCUCGACAGUACACGACAGGUUUUGGCCUUCUUGGGGCUCAUCAGAUAGGCGCAGUUCCCGAGUUCCCGUCAGCCUUAUUUUCUACUUGAACCCAACUUGUACGAAAUCAGAAAGAUACAGUCGUUUGAUAGGAGAUUCAACUGAAUUCAGCUGA
This is a messenger RNA of Opisthorchis viverrini, 1101 nucleotides long. RefSeq lists its product as hypothetical. Lineage: Eukaryota; Metazoa; Platyhelminthes; Trematoda; Opisthorchiida; Opisthorchiidae. Bases 1 to 1101 code for a protein of 366 amino acids. The transcript has 7 exons. The record is from RefSeq and is a predicted model, not a curated record.